AUGGAUGAUAUGGCUCAACCUCAACAAGAUACUUCAAUCAUGGAAAUCGAUAAUCAACCUUUAGACCAUCUUUCUCCUCGUUUAGAUGGAGUCACAAAAAUACCAAUACAUGUAGCAGAAAAUGACCCAGCUAUUGAUAAUGUAGACAUUCCAAUACCAUUGACACUGGAUAAUGAAUUGGUAACCAACAACGAAGAUGUAUUACUGCUAUUGAGCGCACUCAAGGUUUUACGUAACCAGCUGUCACAAGUAGAAUCUGAUAUCAAGCGGCUUGAUGAACUAAGAUCCAUGGCUAUAUCUGAUCCACGCAAGUUUAUAAAAGACUUUAUGGAAAAGAAGUUGGGACCCAUACCAAAAGGACAGAGAAUAUUCGCAUGUCCAGAAAUAGAUUUAGCCAAAUACGUCAAUCGAUCAAGACGUCAUCGUGUCGAAAUCAAUUACCCUCCUUUGUUCCGUCCGCAACUGUUUCGGACUACAACUGAUAAACCUUUGUACAACCCUCCACAGCUCGAUUUGGAUAUGCUAGAUCGGCUUGCUAGUCAACCCUCACCAGAUCAUUUAAAGCCUGCACCCUCCCUCACACGAACACAGUCACAACCAGUAAAACCACGAUCAUUCUCUCCUUCAUCCACGCUAUCGGCUUACGUUUCAAAUGUACCAAGCACCCCAAAGUCAUACUCUGUCUCUAAAUUUAAAAAACCUUUAAAGAGUUCAGAUCGACCUGGAAUUGGAAGAAGUGGGGAAAAUUAUAGGUUGUGGACGGUAGAAGAGCAGUAUAAACUUCGAGCCUUAUUAAAAGAGUUUCCUGAAAGCCCGCAGUUGUCUGGAAUGCAGUAUUUUGAAUUUCUUUCAAAGAAAAUGGGAUCGCGAACCAAAGUCCAGCUUCAUUCAUAUGUACGACAUAACCGGUUCACUAUUCCCAUGAACUCGCAACAAGACAAUGAUGAUAUGGACUCGGUCACGACAUUACCAUUUUCAGCAACACCAUCUGAUAAAAAUGACUAUGACGAAUUUGUACGAAAUAGCAAAACCGGCAAAAGAGGGUCAACUUCUAAAAGCAAGUCACGAAAUGAUGCUUCCUUGUUACAUACUCCUGUCAAACCACUCAAACCUUCAAAAAAAGACGAAGCAGUACUGUUGAGUUUAAAAAAUGCUCAGCCAGUACAUCAUGGAUAUCAAUGCGAUAUGUGUCUGAUUGAGCCCAUCGUUGGUACGCGAUGGCGAUGUAAAGACUGCACUGGUGAUAGUCAAGUUGAUUUAUGCUCAGAGUGUGUAGAUCUUGGAUUCAAAACUGAAACACAUGGAUCUGAUCACAAACUCGAGUCGAUUGCCGAGCCUGAGGAAUGGGAAGAGUCAUCCGCAUUCAACUACCUAGGAUUCUAA
This is a messenger RNA of Batrachochytrium dendrobatidis JAM81, 1383 nucleotides long. RefSeq lists its product as uncharacterized. The coding region runs from base 1 to 1383 and encodes 460 amino acids. Gene Ontology annotation, molecular function: zinc ion binding. The transcript is spliced from 9 exons. NCBI's taxonomy places the organism in Eukaryota, Fungi, Chytridiomycota, Chytridiomycetes, Rhizophydiales. The record is from RefSeq and is a predicted model, not a curated record.